Molecule: messenger RNA, 1179 nt
Organism: Paramuricea clavata
Lineage: Eukaryota; Metazoa; Cnidaria; Anthozoa; Malacalcyonacea; Plexauridae
Source: the annotation of a GenBank genome assembly
AUGAUUGUGACGGGUAAAAGCGACGCAGAGCAUAUGGCUAACCUGGAGGAGGUCCUUCGACGGCUGCACCACCAUGGGUUAAGAGCCAAUAAAUCGAUGUGUGAGUUCUUCAAAGAAAAGAUCACGUUCUGUGGCCACGACAUUAAUAGUGAAGGCCUGCACAAGACCACCGACAAGACAGCUGCAAUGGUGAAUGCUCCUCGCCCCCAGAGUGUUGCAGAGGUACGCUCCUUCCUGGGAUUGGUGAAUUAUUACCACAAAUUCCUGCCAAACCUUGCUACAAUCCUGCAUCCUUUGAACCAAAUGCUGGAAAGUAAUUACCAAUGGAACUGGACAGAUCAAUGCGAAGAAGCCUUUUGCAAAGUUAAAGCAAUGAUUGUUUCAGAUCUGGUGCUUACCAAUUAUGAUCCUAACCUUCCCUUACAACUGGCUUGUGAUGCUUCACCUAUAGAAAUUGGAGCGGUACUGUCCCAUGUGAUGACAGACGGCACAGAGCGCCCGAUAGCGUUUGCAUCGAGAUCCCUGUCGAAGGCGGAGCGCAACUACGCACAGAUAGAUAAAGAAGCACUAGCUACAGUGUGGGGAGUCAAGAAAUUCCACAAUUACCUUUUCGGUAGGAACUUUACCUUACUGACUGAUCAUGAGCCUCUCACUUCAAUCUUUCAUCCCAGCACAAGCCUUCCUGUUGUCACUGCUGCUAGAUUACAACGCUACGCUUUGUUCUUGGCGGGUUUUGACUAUACAAUUAGAUACAAGAACACUAAGUUACACGGGAAUGCGGAUGGUUUGUCUCGAUUACCCUUGCAUAGUGAGACAACAGAAGAAAAGCCAGAUCCAGUGGGCCUCUUCUAUGCCACGCAGUUUGAGCCUUUGUCAGUCACAGCAGAACAGGUCAAACGAGAAACACAGAGAGAUCCUCUAUUGGUGAAGGUCCAUGAGUUGGUUAUGAAAGGAUGGUCCACUCCACAAGAUGAAGCGAUUAAACCAUUUUACCAGCGGAAAGACGAACUGACAGUUCACUGUGGUGUCCUAAUGCUUGGACACAGAGCAGUCAUUCCUGCAAAGUUGCGUAAUCAAGUGUUAACCGAGCUUCACGAAGGUCACCUCGGUAUUGUUAAAAUGAAGUGUCUGGCGCGAAGUUACAUCUGGUGGCCCAAAAUUAAGGACUUGAGCACCUAG